AUGACUUUGAAGCAGUUCAUUUGGCAGGACAAGGGAGAGACAUUCUCGUGCUGCUGGGAAUGGGCCAAACCUGUUUCAAAUGCAUUCUCGACACUCAACCUGAUAUUGCGACUCACUGGCCCUGGACAACACGAGAAAGACAACGAAAAUAACCGCGUGCUCGCCUUUCUUGCGGAUACGACUCGUCGCUCGCCUCCUUUGAAGGAGACGCUGGUCAAACUUAUCAUCCCACUGCAGGGUGGGUAUAUCGCGCGAUCCGACUUCCUCACCGUGAGAAUGAUCAGUUGUCCUAUUGUUCAAUGCGUGAAAGAGUUUUGUUCUCCUGAGCAGUAUCUAGAGGUGCCUGGGCCUCAUGUCUCUGAAUUCGACGAAGUUGCCCGCUAUGUUAUUGGAGCGGUUGUACUGCGCGAUCCAGAAAUUCAUUGCUCUUCAGCUCUGCAGCAAAUUGAUGAAGAGCUGGAGAACCGGAUCCCGCUAUCAUAUAUACUUUCUACGCCGCUGACAAACAACCACCUGGUGAUCGUCGGUCAUCGGCACCCGGCAGUAAUGGCGGGAUACCUUGCCUCUGCCGCCGCUCUGGGCAUCCGUGUUACGCUUGUUGAUGGCGAGAAUGAAUUCCUGGCGGUGGAGAGACGGUCGGACGUGGUUGAGAAAUGCAUCCAAAUUGACAUGACCGCUGACGACAAGCUUGCAAGUCGGAUCGUGGACGCCCUGUCCGCGACGAGAGAGAAAUACCACGGGAUUACCACGUUCACAGAUACAUGGCUGAUCCAUGUGGCAAAGGCAGCGGAGGCAUUGGGGCUACCUACUACGUCUCUGGACACGGUGAAGCUCUGCUUGGACAAGUACGCCACGCGUCAGCUAUGUCCUGAUGAAUUCCAGCCCCUGCGAAUCAAGAGCUUGGAAGAACUACGGAGCCACCUGGUCAGCUCGCAGUUUGACUAUCCUUUGAUAGUGAAGCCCUGCACUGCAUGGGGCUCACAGGGCGUCUACAAAGCUUGCACCCAAGAGGAGCUGCUCGCCGUUGUUUCACUGGCACAGAAAGCUGCUAAAGGCUCCGAUCUCCUCAUCGAUCGAUACGUCAAUGGACCGGAGAUCGAUGCGAAUUUUGUCCUACAGGAUGGUGAAAUACUGUUCUUUGAGCUAGUCGACGGUCUGCCCUGCACAGCCGAGGUGGAGAACCAGGGCAAGCCUGGCGACUUCCUUGAGACAGACGAGAUAUGGCCGACAAAUCAUCCCCAGCGGGAAAGCGACAUGAUCCGGUCGCGUCUCCACAGCAUCCUCCUCCAGACAGGCUUCCGCGACGGCGUGUUUCAUCUCGAAGCGCGAAUCCCAAACUCCGCCAUGCAUUAUACAGUGCAGGACGGAAUCCUUGAUUUGCGACCCCGCGAGGCAGAGCCGGUCGGUGACCUGUCCGUCUUCUUACUAGAGAUCAACCAGAGGGUGCCCGGGCACGGCGGAAGUUGGGGCACUGCAUUAGCAUACGGGCUAGACUAUCCAGCUAUCUACAUGCUCGGUGCUUUGAACGAGAAGGAACGGUUUCGGUCACUUUCAAUCCCGUUUGCUAAAGGAGCUCAGCAAUGGGUUGAUAGCGUUUUCAUCAACUCCGAGAAGGCCGGCGUCUACGACGGAGAUGAUGUCUGCCGGGAGCUGCGUAAGCAGAGGCCAGAUCUCAUGGCACAUGUCCACUACAGCAAUUGUUACUACGGCAAUGGCGAGACAAUAACGGAUUCUCCAGCUCGAAUUGCGCUCUUCGUCGUCACUUCACGUGAAAGUCGGCGGCAGGUGUUGGAGAUUUCGAAAGAAAUCCGCCAGUCAGUGGAAGUGAAGGUGCGAUAA
Molecule: messenger RNA, 1839 nt
Organism: Aspergillus pseudoviridinutans
Lineage: Eukaryota; Fungi; Ascomycota; Eurotiomycetes; Eurotiales; Aspergillaceae
Exons: 2
Coding region: 1-1839 (612 amino acids)
Molecular function (GO): ATP binding; metal ion binding
Source: RefSeq, a predicted model, not a curated record